This is a messenger RNA of Thalassophryne amazonica, 1183 nucleotides long. RefSeq names its product ankyrin repeat and SOCS box containing 13a, tandem duplicate 1 (gene asb13a.1). Gene Ontology annotation, molecular function: protein binding. Gene Ontology annotation, biological process: positive regulation of protein catabolic process; intracellular signal transduction; protein ubiquitination. The transcript has 6 exons. Bases 64 to 924 code for a protein of 286 amino acids. The record is from RefSeq and is a predicted model, not a curated record. Lineage: Eukaryota; Metazoa; Chordata; Actinopteri; Batrachoidiformes; Batrachoididae.
CAUGGCACCACAAAGAAGAAAUUGCUGCAAGUCAUCAACUCUUAUUUUUACUAUCUUCUCGGUAUGGAGGUGACAGCUGCGCGCCGGUCCUUUCUUUGUGAUAUCGGUUUCUGGGCAGACCGGACUUCCCUGCAUGAAGCAGCGUCCCAUGGCAGGGCCCUACACUUAAAACAACUGAUAGAAACUGGAGCUUCGGUCAACAUGGUGACGGUGGACAACAUCACUGCCCUACAUGAAGCUUGCAUUCAGGCUCAUCCAAACUGUGCCAGGCUACUGCUGGAGGCUGGAGCACAGGUGGAUGUACGUACUAUUCAUGGCAGUACUCCUCUCUGUAACGCCUGUGCCUCUGGUAGUCUGGAGUGUGCCAAACUGCUUUUGGAAUAUGGCGCUGAAGUUAAUCCUUCCCUGACAGCUCUCACAGCUUCGCCUUUACACGAAGCCUGCAUCCAAGGUAACAUAGACGUGGUGAAGCUGAUGAUAGCCAGUGGUGCACAGCUGGAGGCGUAUGAUGUCCACUUUGGUCCACCGCUUCACAUUGCGUGUGUUAAAGGACGUGUGGACUGUGUCAAGGAGCUGUUGCUUUCAGGUGCCAAUGUGAAUUCAGUGAAGUUCCAUGAGACGGCUUUGCACCACGCAGCACAGCUUAACAUGGUGAACAUGACUGACCUGCUGGUGCAGUUUGGUGCCAAUGUUUAUGCAAGUGACAACCAGGGAAAAAGACCUGUCGACUACACAACAGCUGCUUCUCCGUCUCAUACCUGCCUCAAGUUCUAUGAAAGUCAUCCCCUGAGCCUGCAGCAGCUUUGUAGGAUCACCCUCAGGAAGAUGCUGGGUACUAGAGCCUCAGAAGUCAUAGGUCAACUUGACACAUCCCAUCACAUCCGCAGCUACCUCCAGUAUUCUGAUCAUCCCACUCCAGUGUAGAUUGACCCAUGACUCUUCAAGAGAGACUGGUGUUUACUUUGAAAUAUGCUUAAAAACAGGUUAAUGUGUCCCAAAGUCAUGUCCGUGCACUUCAGAAACUCUGCAGUUAAAAGCAAAAUUUAGCCCUGAAGUGGCUCGUUUGAAAUGUCUGCGUUGUAAGAAGGGUCUUAUUUUUAUUUGGUCAUAUGAAAACAUCAUGAUCAAGCCUCAAAGCACAUUUAUCAUUGAUGAUUACUGUAUGUGAGAAAUCCUUUCUUGC